GAACGUACAGAGUCCCCUACGACGGCUAUUUCGCUACUUGCUGUCUACAAACCAUGUCGGGUCUAGAGGAAGACUACUCUCUGAAUGAGCAGGAGUCGGAUCCUGUUCAGCCCGAAAAUGACGACGAACAGAUGGAGGAGGAAAUUCAACCUGAACAGCAACGAAAGCCCAGAGGGUCGAUAUAUGAUGCCCUAGAUGACGAUGAGGACGAAGAAGACGAAGAGGAGGAGGAAGAGGAAGAUGAGGAGCCUGGACGUCGUAGGAAACGUGCCAAGCAUCGGCACAAGCGCCACGCAAUCAACCCUUUCCUUGAUGUGGAGGCUGUUGUGGAUACCGAGGAGGAAGAGGAAGAAGAAGAGGAGGAAGCUGGGAGAGACGAGUUCAUUGCGGACACCGGCGUCGAUGACUAUGAUAUGAACAGGAGAGCUGCGGUCAAUGCACGGCUGGAUAGGCGGGAUCGUGAAUUGGACGAUCAGGACCUCGCCAAAAUUGCUCAAAACCUUCACGAGCGCUAUGGGCGUGCAACGGUGCGGUAUACAGGGGAUAUGAACGAAGUUCCCCAACGACUACUCAUGCCCUCCGUACUUGACGCUAGUCUGUGGCAAAUACGUGUAAAACCGGGCCGUGAAAAGGACAUCGUUUUCAGUCUUAUGCGCAAGGCAAUCGACCUUGAGUAUACUGCUCAACCUCUGCAGAUCUUGUCCGCCUUCCAACGAGACUCCUUACCCGGCAUGAUUUACGUCGAGGCUAGGAGCGCUCAGCAGGUCAACCAGGCCUGCAAAGGCCUCGUAGGCGUUUAUCCCAGUAGAGGCAUCACCCUAGUUCCUAUCGAAGAAAUGGCAAGCUUGUUACAGAUCAAGAAACAAGACCUGACCGUCACUCCUGGGAGUUGGGUGCGGAUAAAACGCGGAAAGUAUCAGGGUGACCUAGCUCAAGUCAUGGACAUUACGGAAAAUGGCGAGGACGUUGGGCUCAAAUUUAUCCCUCGUAUAGAUUUGAACCCUAGAGACGAUGCUGGCGUCGACGGCCGAAAACGCAAAAAGGCGGCCGCAGGCACCUCAAACUUGCGACCUCCACAACGAUUCUUCAACUACGAGGAAGUUGUCAAGGUACACGGCCGGAAGCAGGUUUCAAAACGGAACCAAGUUUAUGUCUUCCAAAAUGAUACCUACAAGGACGGCUUUAUUGAGAAGGACUUCAAGUUGGCUGCGCUGCAACUGGAUAACGUGAAUCCGACACUGGACGAGAUCACGCGAUUUACUCGCGGACAAGAUGGUACUGAGGGUGAAAAUUCCGUCGAUCUUUCCAUUAUCGCAGAAGCUUCCCGAAAAGCGGCCAUUGCCGUGCUUCAACCGGGAGACCAUGUUGAAGUUUUCGAAGGGGAGCAGUCGGGCGUGCACGGCGUCGUCGAUUCCAUCAACCAGGACGUGGUCACUGUUACGGCUAUUGGCGUAGACAUCGAUGGCCAGAAGGUCGACGUUCCGGCACGUAGCGUACGCAAACGAUUCAAGCCCGGAGACCACGUCAAAGUCAUGACGGGACAAAACGCAGAUGAAACCGGUCUGGUGGUUUCCGUGUCAGACAAUGUUGUUACAUUCGUAUCGGAUAUGACCAUGCAGGAGGUAUCUGUCUUCUCAAAAGACCUUCGAGAAGCCGCAGAAGUUGGAACUGGUACAAAUAUCGUUGGCAACUACGAACUGCACGACCUCGUACAACUUGACCUACAAACAGUCGGCGUCAUCUUCAAAACCGAGCGUGAUUCCUUCCGAGUUCUUGACCAGAAUGGCCAGGUUCGACUUGUACAGCCCCACCAAAUAUCGAUGCGGCGAGAUUCACACCGUGCCAUUGCCACUGACUCGGAGGGUCAUGAGCUUCGGGUGAAUGACAACGUUCGCGAAAUCGAAGGAGAGGGUCGAAAAGGACGAGUGCUGCAUAUUCACCAGUCUUUCUUUGCAUUUCUUCAUAACCGUGAUGUACCCGAAAACGGAGGCGUUUUUGUGACCCGUUGCCGCUCGCUGGCCUCGCUAGCACCAAAGGGGAACCUCCUGAAGCCCGGCACUGACCUUACGAAAAUGAAUCCACAUGUGGCUCUUGGCGCUGCUACGGGAGGCAUGGUUGGCUCUGCCAUGACGCGCGGGCCCAGAGAUCGGGACAUUGGGGCAACAGUAGCCAUCGUUCAGGGUCCUCAAAAGGGAUACAUUGGUGUAAUCAGAGAUACCAAUGGACCCGUCGCCCGUGUGGAGUUGCACGUAGGGAAUAAGAUCGUCACGAUUGACAAGAAAAAAUUGUACCGCAGACUACCCAACGGCACGCUGAUACCGCUGGACAAACCAUACAAUCCGAAUCAUGGUACUCAAGCGCCAUCAAGGCCCCCUGCUCGUACGCCUAACCCAUAUGCCCAAGCAAACGGGGGUCGCACACCCGGUUGGGGUGGUGGACGCACGCCUAAUCCGUAUGCAACCGGCGACGGGAAGACGCCGGCAUGGAACGCCAGCUCGAGAACGCCCAAUCCAUACGCUGGGGAUGGCGGUAAAACGCCAGCAUGGAAUGCUGCGUCUCGCACCCCGAACCCAUACGCAGAUGGUGGAAAGACACCGGCAUGGAAUGCCUCGUCGCGAACGCCAAAUCCAUACAGUUCAAAUGACAGCGGAUCGGCUUGGAGUGCUAACGAUGGUGGUAGAACUCCACGCCCUGCAUGGGGAGCCGGAGGAUGGGACACUGGGGAUACCGGAUGGGGCGGGGGCGCUGCUUCACCUACUCGGCCAGCAGAGACAUCUUGGACAGCGCCCACUCCUGCUGCAGCUCCAACCCCAGGUUUCAUUUCCGCCCAGACGCCUGGUGUUUGGAACAGUGCACCUACCCCAAUGCCGACUGGCUUUGCGGGUCUAGAACGUCAAAGUCAGAAUGUUGGUGUGCAUUCUGCUCCAACACCGGCAGUACUAGGUGCGGACGAAGACGACACAUCGCCCACGUGGCUCCUUGAUCCAAAAAUUCGAGGCAAGCAUGUCAUCAUGGAGAUCACCGGUACUCUGGGUGGUUGGCAUGGAGGAGAACUGGACGGCGCUCAAGGCUACGUGACGACUGUCUUCCCAUCUGCGAACGAUACACUCGUAACGCUAAACCACCUUGACCCUGGUCGUAUCGGUACGAGCGUGCAAGUGCCCAUCAACUAUCUCAGCCCCGUUAAUGCGAAGGAGAUUGGCGACCACGCUGUCCCUCUUGACGGGACGUUGAAGGGUGACGAAGUCGUUCUCAGAAUGCAGGUUUCUGAUGACGUUUGGGAGGUAUCAAAACCCUCGGACUUCAGGUCAGAGAGAUAUUUGGAGGACAAACUGAUCAAGGUUCAUAUUACUUCAUGAUGGCGAAUGCCGUUUCGUUUUGUAUGUUGGGCAUUUUACUUUCCUGUUUUCCAUACCAGUCCCUAUAGUUUGCAAAGUACGCCUGCAAUAUUCUUAAUUCAUCUAUAAGGCUUUGCUAGCUUCAAGAUAAGUGCACGAGAAUGGUAGACAUGAUACUCAUAGCUGUAAAUAGCGUGUCGAUGAUCUUUGUGACUGCCCGUACGAACAUCAAAGACACGUUGUAGGGUCCAGUCGCCCAACUCGGAAAGGUGACUAGAUUCACGCCACUCUUCGGAAGAGCGAGCGGCGUUGGUAACUCCCCGGCUCACCUGGAAUACUUACAGUGCAAAACCCUACCGUCCAGACCUCCAGCAGUCCCCAUAAUUCUGCAACCUGGGUUUUUGCUAAUGGA
Molecule: messenger RNA, 3750 nt
Organism: Pisolithus orientalis
Lineage: Eukaryota; Fungi; Basidiomycota; Agaricomycetes; Boletales; Pisolithaceae
Exons: 10
Coding region: 54-3359 (1101 amino acids)
Biological process (GO): transcription elongation-coupled chromatin remodeling; transcription elongation by RNA polymerase II; regulation of transcription by RNA polymerase II
Cellular component (GO): DSIF complex
Molecular function (GO): mRNA binding; protein binding
Source: RefSeq, a predicted model, not a curated record